AUGACCAAGUCAACUAAUUUAGUACAAACAUUACCUGCUUCAUGUUACACGAGUGAAGAGUUUCUCAAACUCGCUAAAAGUGAAAUUUUUGACAAAGGUUGGCAUUUUGUUGUGCCUCUUAGCCGGUUUACCAAAUCAGAGAAAGAAAAAGCGGUGCAAUUUGAUUUUUUGAAGAAUCCUUUUUUCGGUUUGUGUGAUAUUGAAGAUAUUCAAAACUGUACGUCAAUCAACCUUUACUAUGGGCAUAAGGAUGAAAUUUUGGAAGAAGAGGAUGUCAGCGUUGCCUUAUCAAAAUUGGAGAAAGUCAACAGCAUAGUUAGUGAAAGUGGUUUGGUGUUUAUCACACAUGAAAAAUCUCCAUCUCAGACUUUUGAACAAUAUUAUGGUAAUCAGUUGACUCAGUUCAUUAACCCCAUAGACUUUAGGAAAAUGCCUUUGCGUCGUUCAUUGGUUUAUGAAACUGAUUACAAUUUUUUGACUUUUAUUGACGGGUAUCAAGAAUGCUUACAUUGCAAGUAUACCCAUCCUGGUUUGAGUAAGAUGUAUUCAAUAGAUUUUUAUAAGGUAGAGCCAUAUACCAACUUUUGCCGUCAUCUCGCUACUCCCUCUGGAACUCUGGCAGAGGACACAGCCGGCCUAUUCCUAUAUUUUUUUCCCGUUUCAUCUUUGAACUUAUAUGGUGGGGGGUUAGGCUGCUUUAGAGUAUGUCCAAUCAGUGCCGAUAAAUGCCGCAUGGAGUUCGACUAUUUUUUCGAAGGCUUGGAUGAUGAGUUUGAAGAGUACUAUCACUUUGUCAGACAGGUGGCUGAAGAAGAUCGUGAUUUGUGCGAAGCUGUACAAAUAAACCUCAAAACAGGGAAAUACCAUCAAGGCAUUCUUAACCCCAUAAAGGAGACUGGCGUGAUUUAUUAUCAAAAUCUUAUCCGCCAACGAACAGGAUUGAUUGAAAAUAGUGUUAUGUAA
Molecule: messenger RNA, 963 nt
Organism: Priceomyces carsonii
Lineage: Eukaryota; Fungi; Ascomycota; Pichiomycetes; Serinales; Debaryomycetaceae
Exons: 1
Coding region: 1-963 (320 amino acids)
Molecular function (GO): 2 iron, 2 sulfur cluster binding; iron ion binding
Source: RefSeq, a predicted model, not a curated record